CAUUUGAGGAAGAAUGGAGGCAGUAGCAUUUAAUCGCAUGCUUGCUACUCCUAGCCCAAAGAGCAAUUCUUGCAAAACAUUUCUGACGUUACUAGACUUCAUUUUACAUUGUUUUUCUCAGAUGAGCCACUCUACAAUUUAGAGUUGUUAGUUGCUUUGUAUGUUUUUUUUAACCCUGUAGAAGUUACACUCUCAGGGAGAUAUAAAUGAUCUCUUCUCAGUUUGUUUUCCCAGUGAUUUCAAAAUAAAGUGUUGGUUAUUAUUGCAGAAGCUUUUGGUACUUUAUUAAUUAAAGGCCAUGCUUUGUGCUUACAGUUAUGUUUAAUGAAUGUUUCACAGAUUUCAGUGUUUUUAUCAUGUAACUGUGUAUGCAUUAUAAACUUAAUAAAAUGUCCAGGAUGAAAUACAAGGAUUAAUGAGCCCCUAGACCUCUUGAUUUGAUAAGAAUGGUGUAUAGAAAAUGCUUCUGUCAGCAUUUUAGUUAAUUGCAAAUGAGACUGUUUAAUAGUGACUAUUCCAAGAUAUAAGAUACAUAGGACCUUGCAUAAUGGUCAGUAAAUUUGUUUACCUUCUCUGUGUAACUUUGUAUGCUUUGGGAAGCUAUUGUACACUCUUAAAAGUAUGUAGUGUGGUAGAAGUGAUAAAACUUUAUAUACAGUGUUUAAAUUUUCUUUGCUGUUGCCAAUUUAUAUCCUCUGGGGGAAGAAUCACCUCUUUUCCUCCAGAGAGAACUCUUGAUUUCAUCACAGGCCUAUCAGAAGAAGUUUCUGGUUUUAAGCUUUCAUGUGGAAGGUUAGCCAUUUCCACCGUGUGCACCUGUCCCAUUUCGGUUAUGUUUCCUAGGAGGCAAAUUUCUUGUAAAGACUGCAUGUAGACCUCCAGUUCCAGUUACCAUCAGUCAUAUUUGUAGUGAAACUCCCAUUUUUUUUUUCUAAAAGUAGAAGGUGACUUCACAUAAUGUAUCUGGAGUAGAGCAGAAAAAAUAGUAUGCCUGUGUUCCCUUGGGACUCAUUGGACAUUGUACAGUGACAUCUUCUGGGAUUUAGUCUGGGGUGUGCAGACUGGUGCCUAAGAUGGAAGUAGAUGUUAAUGGAGAGUCCAGAAGUACCCUGGCCACCCUGCCCUUGCCUGUGGCGGAGGCGAGCUCCCCAGGAAAGGCAGAAGCAGAGAAGCCGCGCUGUUCCAGCACGCCGUGCUCGCCGAUGCGCCGGACUGUGUCGGGCUACCAGAUCCUGCACAUGGACUCUAACUAUCUGGUGGGCUUCACAACUGGUGAGGAACUCCUGAAGUUAGCCCAGAAGUGCACAGGAGGUGAAGAGAGUAAGGGAGAAGCUGUGCCUUCCAUGCGCUCCAAGCAGCUGGAUGCAGGACUUGCACGUUCCUCUCGUUUGUAUAAAACCAGAAGUAGGUACUACCAGCCAUACGAGAUUCCGGCGGUCAAUGGCAGGAGGCGAAGGCGGAUGCCCAGCUCGGGAGACAAGUGCACUAAAUCUUUACCUUAUGAACCUUACAAGGCCCUCCAUGGGCCCCUGCCUCUUUGUCUUCUUAAAGGUAAGAGGGCUCACUCCAAAUCUCUGGACUACCUCAAUCUAGAUAAAAUGAACAUCAAGGAGCCAGCCGACACCGAAGUGCUCCAGUACCAGCUUCAACACCUAACCCUCAGAGGGGACCGUGUGUUUGCUAGGAAUAACACAUGAAUGACUUACAGAGAGUGCAGACCAGUCUAGGCCAGCCUGCGCUUGGCGGGAAAAGACCAGUCUAGGCCAGCCUGCGCUUGGCGGGAAACCCACUGUUGUACUCUGUACAGGACUCUUCAUGUUACAGAUGGUUAUAUCAGCUCAGCGUUCCUGGAACAGAAAAAUUGUUUGGAUCAGAUUUCAAAUGCAGGGAUGAAAUCACAGGUACUUUGGGGGAAAUCAUUCUAGAGCACGCAACUGCAAAGAACACAGAAUGUUGGCCGUUAGUCUGUAUAGCUUUUUAGCUAGGAAAAAAGGCUUCGGGUACAGUAAUACCAUCUUUAUGAUUCUGACACUCAAAUUGGGAAUGUUAUAUGCUUGGUUGUUGCUGACUUGGUAUGAUUCAUUAGAAAUUGAUAUCCUUAAGUACUCAAGUACUUCUUUAAUCUCUGUAUUUUACUAUAAAAUGUAUGUAAUGAUUUGUUUUACGAAAUUUAGAACUUGAACAUUGCUGAAUUGGACCACUUUUUAUUUUUAAAUAUUGAGUUUAAAGAUUUUAUAACUGGUUUUGCACUGAAAAAAUUAACAUUUCAGAUUGACAAGAGAAUAAUCUUUCUUCACUUGCCUCAAUAAUACUAUUGAGCAAUGAAUUUUUUUAUUUCCGCAUGGAAAGUUAUUGAUCUCUAUGGCUGUAAAAUAUUUCUUUAUAGCAUUAUUAAAGUGUGUCUUAAUACAAUUAAAUUUGGGAUACAAAGUAUUUAUUUUACAAUGGGUGGGGGGAAGCUUUUCCAGAAAGUUUCCAAUAUGAAGUUUUCCUAAGUUAAAAAAGUUUCCUUAGUGCUUACUUUCUAAGUUAAAAUUCAUCUGGAACUUUAAAAUGGAAAGGAUUCUUUUAAUUGUGGAUGAUAGGCAUAAUACUGUUUGCAUCUGAAUGUUCUGUAAGUGAAUGAAACUUUAAUAGAAGGACUCAUGAUUUCUACUAUCGAAUGCUUAAACUAAGUAUGAAGUGAUACCAUUCAGCAUGGCAUCGGGUCAUUCCAGUUUUAGUUCUGUGCAGCUCAAAGCGCUCAUUGAAAUUUCAGUUUCUAGGAUUAGUGUGGGAGCCUAAAGGGCUUCUACAGUUUUAAUGGGUUAAUCCUGGAUUACUUAACAAUUUAUGUCAAUUGCACUGGUUUAAUUUGUUGCUAAAGAAAUAAUGCCCUGGCUUUAGUAACAAAUACCGCUCAACUAUUCUUGAAUAUAUUUUGAGGAAAAUGUAUGUAACUUAACCUUUUGUAAAAGUUUCUAUUUUUUUUUUUUCUUUUUUGACUCUUGAAGGUGCAAUUUAUUACCGAAUUGGCAUUCCUGGCAGCAUAGAACUGCUUAUUUGAAAUUUUAUUUUGGAGACUGUUUCUUAGGUGUUAGCCAUCUUGCUUAUAAAAUAAGAACACCUUUUAUUAAUGAGUGGGUCAUUCCUGGUGCAGAUAAUGACUUUUAUUUAGCCAGAAUGAAUGGCUAACUCUAUGUAGAGCAGAGUAAGUAUUAGAAAACCCUAGGAACGCUUUAAAUCAACAUUUAUUAUACUUUCACUGAGGCAAAUCAUGUGAAAGAGCCUUGGGGAAGUUGACCCAUAUCUUAAGACUGUGUUGGUCAGAUUUCUUGGUGGGCUGGAAAUUUUCAGCUGUUGUAUAUUUUAAAGUAAAUUGCACCUUUGUAACAUAUUGUAUUGACGAAUGAUCACUAAGAUUAACUAUAUCUAUACAGUCAUUAGUUUGACAAGAAAUAGAAUCCUGUCAGAUGCCAAAGAGUUGGGAUUUUUACGUUUAAUGAUUAAACACCGUUAUUUAUUGAUGAUUUACCCUGUGGAACUGUAUUAUUUCUAACUAUGAAAUAAAAGGGUGAUGUAAACACA
Molecule: messenger RNA, 3567 nt
Organism: Leopardus geoffroyi (Geoffroy's cat)
Lineage: Eukaryota; Metazoa; Chordata; Mammalia; Carnivora; Felidae
Gene: MACIR
Product: macrophage immunometabolism regulator
Exons: 3
Coding region: 1074-1697 (207 amino acids)
Biological process (GO): negative regulation of cytokine production involved in inflammatory response; negative regulation of fibroblast migration
Source: RefSeq, a predicted model, not a curated record